AUCAGUCCAAUAAUUAACGAAUUCCAUUCUUCUCAAGAGCUAAGUUCAACUAGAUCAUCUAGAGAAGUAGAGAUCGAUACGUCGACCAACUGCCUAUUUUUAUAGUGAUUACUGGUUAAUCGCUAAUUCAAACUGGCAAAUUUCAGUACAUAUUGACACUGAACACGAACGAAGAAGCGCUAGACUGACGUCGUUACUCGUAAGCAGAAUUUAUCAUUUAAACGGUGACAGUUACUGGAACACGCCCUAAAGCCUAUUACUUGGUGGUUACUAAUAAUAUAUAACGGUAGUAAGAUAAUUCGGCGGUGGUGUACAUUUUUGUAUUUUUAUUAUAUUUUAUUGUGAUUGUUGACAAAAAAAAAAAAAAAACAAUGACUCUAUUAAAAACAUUUUGGACACCUAUUGUUGUGUAUCCGGACGUGAAAACUGGUUGUAAAUUUGUAGCAGCAUACACAAUUGCGAUAUCAAUUUUUUUAAUGGCACUUCUUGUUCAUAUGCAAAAUGGAGGUGAAUCAACACAAAUGUAUAAUCCUUUUUUUGAAGCCAAUUUACGUGAACUCAAUUAUUAUGUGGUGUACACUUUAAUAUUUUUUGCCUAUAUGGUGGGUUCAUCUCUAUUGUUGCUGAAGGGCUUAAGUAAUAAUCUACGAGGAUUUCUAUUACCAUGGUUAAUUGGUAUGGGAUUUGUUGUAAUAUUUUUGCUGGUUUGGUCCAUUUGGCUGCUAUAUGGAUACUAUAUUUAUAUUCACAUAAUAUGUGCUGCUGUCAUUUAUUGGAUUGUAGCUGCUAUGCAAUUUUAUUGCUGGUUAUGUGUUUACACUCAAUACAGAGUGAUCUAUGAAAUGCAAUCACCAAAUAUUGAGCUUCUUAUAUUUUAAUAAGUUAUGAAAUUGUAGUAUACUAGCACAUUUUAUCAACUUUUUUUUUAUAGACCAUUUUUGUAUUAAAACUAUUAAAAAAUAGUAUUUUUUUUUUUAAAUAAUCUAGUAUAUUGAUAGUUUUGUUUGCUAACUAAGAACCAUUUUGUUAAGACUGCCAUUACUAUGUAAGAAUUUUAUGGGGAACAGCAGUGAUAAAAAAAAAAAAAAAAAAAUGUUUCAUGAAAUUUGAUUCUA
Messenger RNA from Melanaphis sacchari, 1115 nucleotides. RefSeq lists its product as uncharacterized. Bases 372 to 878 code for a protein of 168 amino acids. NCBI's taxonomy places the organism in Eukaryota, Metazoa, Arthropoda, Insecta, Hemiptera, Aphididae. The record is from RefSeq and is a predicted model, not a curated record. The transcript has 6 exons.